GAUACUGCAGUUCAAACGCUGUACAGGUCGGUUGUCGCCUCUCAGUCAUUAACAAACGUGCUGGAGGUCGUCGACCCUCAAUCACCAACAAUUGUGCAUGUGGUCGUUUCCCCGCAAUCACCAACAACUGUGCAGGUAUCACCACCGAGGUUGAUUGCCCAUAUAGGAAGGAAUCCGAUUUGGACGUGAAAAUGAGUGUAGAACAGCAGCAAACGGCAGCUACUGAACUUCGCUGUAGCAAGAGAGACGUGUUCUCUUCGGCUCACGAACCGGAGGAAGUGGUGGACUCCAUGGUUCCUUGGAUCAGCCAGCUCACGCAGAAUAUUGAGAGCUCAGGGUCCCAAAUCUACGAGGCAGGCCUCGACUUGUGCGGCUUCAUGACGUCGCAGGGCAUGGAGGGUGAGAAGGCUGCACCCGAGUAUGUUGUUGCAAAGUUUGUGGACAGUAAUACAUUUUCUGUUAUUCACAAAACUUGGCUGGAGAUAAAAGGAAAUAGAGCAUACAGCUACUGGCCAUCUAGUCAUGCGGCGUUAAAAGCCCAAACCAAAGAGGCACCUGAUAAGGAGAGAUGGAGAAGACAUAAAAUACAUGCCAUUUCUUUUGAAAUGAAUUGGGAAAAGGCAUUAAGACGGUUGAAGAAGUUAGAGGUUCUUCAAUCUGAUGGAUUGGCAAACAAGGGUACUAGAAGAGUGAAAAGAAAAAGGAGAUAUAUUUCAGAGUCAGAAAGUGAAACUGAUGAUGGUGAAGGCAAAACACUCAGAGCACCACUAACAGAAAGGAGGUCAAAAGAAAAUAAAUGUGUAAAGUUGUUGCCAAAGUUACCAUCAUUGGGUGUAUUCCAACCACCACCACCACACCUGUCUGCUAUUGACAGGCUGAAUGAAGAGUUUAAAACACGGGUGCUGGCAAAACUAGAAUCGAUCAUCACAAAUCAACGUGAUCAGUUGUCCCUGCUGAAGGAGAUUGCUGGAUUACAACGUAUGCAUGUUGAAGACGAGCUUAUAGAAGAUCUUAUACCAAAGCCCUUAAACUCCAAAUUAGACCUAUUGGAGCUCUCAAGGGUGCUUCAAAAGGAUGCAACAUUUAGAAAAGAACUGUUGGCAUUGUUGAUUUCACUUGGUAGUCAUCGUUAUAGUCUCACGGUUCAUGGGAUGCUGGAAAAGCUGGGAACUGAUAAAUUGUGGUCCCAGUACAAUCUUAAAGGAGAGAAGAAUAAAUAUUCCAUUCAAAAGCUGGCGGUAUAUAAAGUGAUACUAAAAGCUUGUAUGCAUGUACAUCCGAAGAUCAGCGAGAAAAAAGUUGAAGAUAUCAUAUCUGUGUACCUGAGAAAUGCACCAUUAAGACUGGGGAAAGGUAGACUGAAGGGCAAAAAAAUUAGCUCAUUUGGGCGUCAAGCAAUACGUGAUGAUGUCGACGGGGAAAGUGAAGAGUUCAAUAAGGAAUUCUCCAUGCCAGAUGAAGCCAGUGGAUAUGUACAUUCUGAGGCCGGAGAGGGAGAAAUCGAUGAUAAUGAUAAGUCCCUGAAGAGCACACCAGACAGUGAAGGGGGUGGCAACUGCAGCUCAUCCAUGUGUCAGGAUAUCCUGGAGGCCACCUGGGGUAAAGAUGAGGAAACCAGGAUCAAAUCUCCCACACUUAUGGAUCAGGCUACUUGUUUGACCUCAAAUGACCUGCCAACUCAUACAAGCAUAUUGACCUCUGAUGACAGUGAUAGCAGCACUUCUUUUCGUGGCUUUCCUGAACACUGCACAGAAGUUUCUGCAAUCAAUGUUGAAUGUGAGACGCAGACUAGAAAUGAGCGCUUCAUUGAUGCAGAUGGAGAGGAAUUCAAUUCUACGAGUCCAAGCCACUUCUUUCAUAGAACUCCAGAAGUUGAAGAAAGCCAAAUUUCUAUUUCAUCCUCUGAAAAGAGUAAAGCAUGUAAUGCUAACAAUCCACUCAUUAACACUGCUGAUAAGGAUAACUUACAGGCCCAACACCUUGUUCAAGCAAAAGAGAUCACCAAUAAUAUGAAAACUUUAAAAGAAUCUUCUGCAAUCCAAGUUGAAUGUGAAAUGCAGACUAGAAAUGAGCGCUUCAUUGAUGCAGAUGGAGAGGAAUUCAAUUCUACGAGUCUAAGCCACGUCUUUCAUAAAACAGCAGAAGUGGAAGAAAACCAAAGUUCUAUUUCAUCCUCUGAAAAGGAAUUUUCUGCAGUCAAUGUUGAAUGUGAGACGCAGACUAGAAAUGAGCGCUUCAUUGAUGCAGAUGGAGAGGAAUUCAAUUCUACGAGUCCAAGCCACUUCUUUCAUAGAACUGCAGAAGUGGAAGAAAGCCAAAUUUCUAUUUCAUCCUCAGAAAAGAGUAAAGCAUGUAAUGCUAACAAUCCACUCAUUAACACUGCUGAUAAGGAUAACUUACAGGCCCAACACCUUGUUCAAGCAAAAGAGAUCACCAAUAAUAUGAAAACUUUAAAAGUAAGUUGCAUGUUCUUUGUGACAAAUUUCCACCAUUAUAUACAAUUACACAACAUUGCUGAGGACGAAAGUCAGAGAUGCAGGCUAAGGUUAAGUGCUGCAGCAUGACUACAGUCAUCUAAUUCAAAUUAUUUACCAAUAAUGUUUUAGUUAUUAAUUAUCUCAUGUCAUGAGAAAAAUAUUCUGCUGGU
Procambarus clarkii (red swamp crayfish) is the source of this 2647-nucleotide messenger RNA. The record is from RefSeq and is a predicted model, not a curated record. Lineage: Eukaryota; Metazoa; Arthropoda; Malacostraca; Decapoda; Cambaridae.